Molecule: messenger RNA, 819 nt
Organism: Penicillium paradoxum
Lineage: Eukaryota; Fungi; Ascomycota; Eurotiomycetes; Eurotiales; Aspergillaceae
Gene: rbd2
Product: rhomboid protease family protein RBD2
Exons: 6
Coding region: 1-819 (272 amino acids)
Cellular component (GO): membrane
Molecular function (GO): serine-type endopeptidase activity
Source: RefSeq, a predicted model, not a curated record
AUGGUCACUCCUGCUGCUUUACCUCCGUUGCCUUUCAAUCCGGGUCGGGUACGAACUUACAUCUUGCGGCUACCGUUGUUCACCCGCCUGACGCUGCUGGCCAUAUUCGCCUUCUGGCUGCUUGAGUUCCAAACGAUAUGGAGUGUUGUGCAAUGGGGUGCUCUUAUUCCUGAGGAAAUCAAUCUGGGAACUAUGUACCGACUUAAUACCUACCCGAUCAUCCACACCGGUUUCUUCCAUGCUUUGCUCAAUGCUAUAGCGCUUACACCGUUGCUGGAGCGGUUUGAGGCUGAGCAUGGUACCUUGACUGCUGUUGCAUUGUUUAUUGGACCCCUUUCAACUGUCCCUGCUGGACUUUAUAUCUUGAUUGAGAAGGUCAUACUGAACAGAAAUGCCUCCGUGGUGGGCGCUAGCGUCUGGGUUUUCCUGCUCCUCGGCUCAGAGGCCAUCAAGACAUAUAAGUCUCAUCCUAGCUUCAGUCUUGGUCCGUACAAGAUCCCCACCUGGACUUCGCCCCUGUUCGCAUGUGUCGUGGUGUCUAUCCUCCUCUCGAACGUGAGCUUCAUCGGUCACAUGUGUGCAAUUCUUGUCGGUUAUCUUCUCGGCCUCGGAUACCUCAAGGUGUUUGUGCCCCCCGAGAAGGUUCUCCGCUGGAUCGAGGGCAAGCUCAACCUCUUGGGACGCCUGCCCCACUAUGUCUCCGUCGAUCAGAAGACCUAUGGCCGCUAUGGAGUUCUUCCAACCGCCAAUGCCGCUGGCCCCAGCAGCAACCAGCCACCCAUGAGCUACAUGGGGUCUACACAGCGCCUGGGAGCUUGA